UUAGCGUCCCGUUGAGUUCGGCAAAGUGUCCGGUGAAGCAGAGAUAUCCGUUCCUUCGACGAAACGAGACACAUAGAAAAAAGGGUGUCUUCUUUUUUCCUUGUUCGUGAUAAGGUGUCCGAGUCGCGACUAAUUAUUAUACUAUACACACAUAAUACAGUACUAUAAAGGGUGAGUCAUUUGGAUAGGAACAUCAAAAUAUCUUCGUUGUUUAUGAACGUAACAAUUGACCCCUCGAAGAAAAUUGACGUCUUUCAAAUAGACCAAUUUAUAACAAUAGAAAAAGAAUUUUUAUACGUUUAUAAACAACGAAAAUGAUCGAAUGUUUCUCUUGAAAUGACUCACCUCGCAUUUUGUGAUACCACUAGAAAAAUAUAGCAGACUCCUCCUCGUGAAGACCUCGGUAAAACGUUGAAUAGGAUACAGGUGUUCAUGUUUGACACCUUGAAGAAAGAGCAUUCGAUUGCUUCCCGAUUUUUUUUUUCGUUUCUAAUCAAACGCAAGAUCGUAUCGAUGCAGACGCGAAGUGCACUAUCGCUAUUGCUAGUGAUGUCGGCGAUGUCAUCGUCGAUGCAUCUUCUUCUUCCCGAAGCGGAUGCAUAUCCGUCAGAUCUUCUCAAGGAUGAUAAAGGUCAGGAAAGAACGGGACCGUCUUUGUCGCUUAGUGAACUCACUCAGGGAAACGAGCUCGGUAACGAGAAACACGAAGACGAGUUGGAAAAGUUGCAAAAGAUCUUCGGUAUACGCGGCCAGGGCGAAAAAUCAGCCCAUCGUAAGAUACCACCUCAGUUCAUGAUGGAACUAUAUAAUACUAUCGCCGAUGAUAGCGGCGUCACGCGAGGACGAAAUCCUUAUAAUGCUAAGGUCGUACGGAGUUUCGUUGAAAGGGAUACCUCCUUGUCUCAUUUCUAUUUCUUCAACGUGUCCGGCCUGGAAGUAAACGAAUCGGUUUUGGAAGCCGAGUUACAUCUUUAUAGAAAGAAAACGCCCACUAAAACGGUGCAUCCUUCGACGCUUACGUCGCCGUAUUACUUGAUAAGAGUCUAUCAAGUCUUAGACGAGAGAAGUCUUGCUGUACCGAGUCUUCAUAAGUUACUCAACAUUCAUUACGCUGGAGUACAUACUUCGGGUUGGCAGGUGUUUAACGUUAAAGAAGCCGUGCUCUCUUGGGUCAGCGGUGAUCCAAAUCUAGGUCUCUUGGUGACGGUCACGACUUUGUUCGAUGAUGAAGUAAACGUCGAGUUUUCCCGACGAAAUGAGUAUCAUCAUAACAAGCAACCGAUCUUAGUUCUUUUUGACGACGACGGUAAGGAACAACGAUCUGGAAUGAAAAUCGUCCCCGAUUACUAUACUUAUGGAAACGACAAUAUCGACGAAGAUGAAUUACGUUAUGAUGGAGUAGAUGAUAAGAUUGACUUGGAGGAAGAAUAUGACGAGCAUCUUCAAAGACAGAAAAGACAGAGAGGCGAGCCUGAAGACUCGUCAGCGAUACAAAAACGCGAAAAAGAUUUUUUUUCAAGAGAGAAGAGAAAACACGAAGAGUCAGACUCAGCUUGGCGGGAAGAUUCCGUAGAACGUGAUCGACGUGAUACAAAAUUAACUAGAAAACGUCCUAAGAAGAUUAUCUCGCAUAGAACGAAGAUGACGCAUGUUUUAACGUCGAUGGACAUUUACGAGAGAGCUAUGCUUCGGGAGAAAUUAAAUAAAGUGUCUCAAAGAGCUAACAGGACUCAACGUAGAGAAAGAAGAUCAACAAAAAAACAAAGUCCUUCGUUAGGUCACAAAAACACGACCGUGUGCUCGAGACAUGAACUUUACGUUGAUUUCAAGGAAAUUGGUCUUUCUUCAUCCAUAAUUGCGCCUAAGGGAUAUUCUGCAUACCAUUGCAAAGGUCUUUGUGAGUCACCGCUGAGCCAAGAUCAACAACCGACAAAUCAUGCCACCGUACAAGGUAUUGUUCAUAAAAUGGGUUUGGUGAAAGGCGUUGAAAUGCCUUGCUGUGUACCCACGAAGCUACUCAGCACCAGUAUACUUUUCUUCGACGAUAACGAAAACGUUGUUCUGAAAAUGUACGAGGACAUGAUAGCUGAUCGUUGUGGUUGUCGUUAAUCGGAUAACGCUUGUUUUGACCGAAAAUUGUUGCUCGAUUUUUCCUGAAGAAUUCACGUCAAAAGGACACACGGAUUAGUGAUCGUACGAACGAUUUGUGAGUGUUCUUCGGGAUUUGAAGAAUUAUGUCUAAGAGAAUAGAUUAAAUGUUGUAUCUUUUGGGUUCUCGUUGGUCUUUCUAAGUACUUACGUCCUCCUAAAAGAAAAAUAAAAAAAGAUUAUUAUCUUUACAAUAUCGAGCGUUAUUUUCGCAUAAGUCGUUGUACGUCGACAAAGUCCUGUUUGUAAAUAAGAACAUUCCCAAGUACGCGUACACGUGUGCACGCGUGCGUCCUCCCCUCUCACAUACACAUACACACACACAACACGAACACACACAACGUUGUACUGUAAUGUAAUCUAUUGUUAUAACGUAUCUCUGUAAAUUAUUAUAAUCGUAAUUCGUAGAUAUAGAUAUAAUGAGAUUAAAUUUGUAUAUAUAUCUCGUGACAACUUCAUUAGAAUUAUUUAUAGCGAAAUAGUAGAUAUACAAUAAAUGAUAUUUAAACCGAUAA
Messenger RNA from Vespula vulgaris, 2663 nucleotides. RefSeq names its product bone morphogenetic protein 4-like. NCBI's taxonomy places the organism in Eukaryota, Metazoa, Arthropoda, Insecta, Hymenoptera, Vespidae. Gene Ontology annotation, biological process: SMAD protein signal transduction. The record is from RefSeq and is a predicted model, not a curated record. The transcript is spliced from 5 exons. Gene Ontology annotation, cellular component: extracellular region. Bases 433 to 2109 code for a protein of 558 amino acids. Gene Ontology annotation, molecular function: cytokine activity; growth factor activity.